Messenger RNA from Rhincodon typus (whale shark), 2637 nucleotides. It is a transcript of the gene nr1d2b, whose product is annotated as nuclear receptor subfamily 1, group D, member 2b. The record is from RefSeq and is a predicted model, not a curated record. The transcript is spliced from 8 exons. Gene Ontology annotation, biological process: negative regulation of transcription by RNA polymerase II; cell differentiation; positive regulation of transcription by RNA polymerase II. Bases 187 to 1854 code for a protein of 555 amino acids. Gene Ontology annotation, molecular function: zinc ion binding; RNA polymerase II cis-regulatory region sequence-specific DNA binding; nuclear receptor activity. Lineage: Eukaryota; Metazoa; Chordata; Chondrichthyes; Orectolobiformes; Rhincodontidae.
UUUAAGGUGUUUGGUUCUUUCAUCAAAAUAAAGUGAGGUGCUUUUUUUUUAAUGCAGCCAGCAGUUAAGAUCUGCAGUGCACUGCCUGAACAAGUGGCGUUGGAAGAGCAAAAUACGGUUCUCAAAGUGAAUUGUAUAAAUACUUUAAGGAAAAGGAUCGUAUGGCUAUGGUGAAGAGGUGGAGCAAUGCGUGGUGUCAUUGCAUACAUAAGUUCAUCAAGUUCCAGUUGUAGUCCUGUCUCUUAUCACAGUGACAGUUCAGAGAACAGUUUCCAGUCAGUCUCGUCUUCUGUUCCAUCAUCACCCAGCAGUCUUGUAUCUGAUAACCACAUUAACUCCAGUGACAUGCUUGCUAAUAACUGUACAUUGAAACUAGGAAGUUCCAGUAACAUCCAGCUUGCGUGCUCAGUUAAUGGGGAUGGACCGAACACAAGUCCUUUGAGCAAAUGUACCAGUGGCAUUACCAAAAUUAACGGAAUGGUCCUUCUAUGUAAAGUCUGUGGAGAUGUGGCAUCUGGAUUCCAUUAUGGUGUGCAUGCGUGUGAAGGUUGCAAGGGAUUUUUCCGAAGGAGCAUUCAGCAGAAUAUCCAAUAUAAGAAAUGCCUGAAAAAUGAAAACUGUUCCAUAAUGAGGAUGAAUAGGAACCGGUGUCAGCAAUGUCGCUUUAAGAAGUGUUUGGCUGUAGGCAUGUCCCGAGAUGCUGUCCGAUUUGGACGCAUUCCCAAACGUGAGAAACAGAGAAUGUUGAUUGAAAUGCAAAGUGCAAUGAAGAAGAUGAUGAAUAAUCAGUUGAAUGGCUACGCACAGACUGAAGCAUCACAAGAUGAGAUCACUUCUCCACAACUGCAGCAUGAACAACUUCAAAACAUUGAAGAUGAUGUAAUUGGUACAGUGACCAAAGCCCAUAAGGAAACAUUCCACUGUACACAAGACAAACCAGGCAAAAUGCUGGAAGCUGUGAAGCUCCAGAACAGAAAGAGUCUUCAGAAGAACAGUGAUGAUAAUUGGAUAAUUGGUCACUCUACAAAUAGCGUUAAUAGAAUCCACUGUUUUCUCAAUGCAAACCAGCACAAAUUCUCUAACACAAAUAAGAGUAAUAACCAUGUAUUUUGCCCAAAUGAUGUCUCAGAUAGAUUCAUAAGUAGGCAUUAUCAUACUGUUUCGAAUGAAUAUACCCAAAACGCAAUUGCAGAAGAUGGAUUUUCUCAAAGCAGUGCCAUGUUUGAUCAUUCUUGUACCACGGAAAGGAGAAUGCAUCUGGUGUGCCCGAUGAGUAUGUCUCCCUAUGUAAACCCCGAUAAAUCAGAACAGGAAAUUUGGGAAGAAUUCUCCAUGAGCUUUACACCUGCAGUUAGAGAAGUGGUAGAAUUUGCAAAACGUAUUCCAGGAUUCAAAGAUCUAUCACAACAUGACCAAGUUAGCUUGCUUAAAGCUGGAACAUUUGAGGUAUUGAUGGUACGCUUUGCUGCUUUAUUUGAUGUACAUGAGCGCACAGUCACAUUUCUUAGUGGAAAGAGUUAUGGCAUGGAAGAGUUGCAGUUACUGGGGGCAGGUGAUUUGUUGAUCUCCAUGUUUGAAUUUAGCGAGAAGCUUGGUGCCCUGCAGCUCAGUGAAGAGGAAAUGAGCCUGUUCACAGCUGUUGUCCUGGUUUCUGCUGAUCGUUCAGGAAUAGAAAAUGUUAACUCAGUGGAGCAAUUGCAAGAAACUCUAAUUCGAGCGCUCAGAACCUUAAUUAUGAAAAAUCAUCCAAAUGAAUCCUCCAUCUUUACAAAGCUCCUACUGAAAUUACCUGACCUGCGUUCUCUUAACAAUAUGCAUUCAGAAGAAUUGUUGGCCUUUAAAAUAUAUCCUUAAACUUAUGAAUUAGUUCUCCACCCUUUGUUUCUAUUCUGUAUAUUUUGUGAAUGAGUAUGCAUAUUUAUAUAUAGUGCGUUUUUCUCCAGCAUUAUUUUUGAGCUACAAAGGGAGUAAUUAAUCAAAUAUUGAAAAUUACAAGUAUACAGAAGAUAUUAAUUAAAAUAUAUUUUGAGAUUUUAACUUGUAUGUAACUUGAGACUAUCGAAUAUGUAUAAAUAGGACUCUCUGUUUAUAUUUCAUCCUUAAAGAUGACUUGGAUAAUUAUGGCUUCACAUUAAAAUUAAAAUCUUAUGGAUUUAUAAAGAAUAGUGCUUUAAUGUUGCAAGUCCCCAUUCUGUAUUGCUGUCUCAUUAUUAGUGGGAUGGACAAUAGAGCAUAACUUAAUAAAGCUGGAUUGUAUCCAUAACUAAUUCUUUCCCAGUUAAGAAAAACAGUUUUGUAACAGCCUGACAGUAACUUGUGGAGUCUGUGAUUAGCGCCCAGUUCUCUUCCUGAUCCUUUUUUCUUCCUGAUCCUUUUUUCUUCAAAUCACCAAAUUUGAAGCAGUUGAGUAACAUAUUGCAACCAGCAUGUCUAUAAGUCUUGUCUUUAUUAGCUGUGUUUGCAGUAUCCACUGAUUGAUGGAUUGUUAAUCUACAUAUAAUGAAAUCGUUAUUAUUAUUCAAGUAACAUUUUAAAGUUUGGUAUUGUCCUCCUGGAUUGACUACUGUAAAAUGUGCUUUUUAAUUUGUAUUAUUUUUGGAUGUGGAUCAAUGCAGUAAAGUAAUGGUUUCCGAUGCA